AUGGCGGCCCCGUGCUUUCCCUCGGACGACGACGACAGCCUGCGGGGCUGCGAGCUGUACGUGCAGCAGCAUGGCAUCCAGCAGGCGCUCAAGGACUGCGUGGUGCACCUGUGCGUGGCCAAGCCCGAGCGCCCCAUGCGCUUCCUGCGGGAGCACUUCGAGCGGCUGGAGAAGGAGGAGAACAGACAGACGCUGGCACGGCAGAAGUCCGGCGCCCAGCAGGACUCCCAUGACGAGGAGGUGUCCCCGGUGCCCCCCAACCCUGUGGUGAAGGCGCGGCGCCGGCGCGGGGGCGUGAGUGCCGAGGUGUACACGGAGGAAGACGCCGUGUCCUACGUCAGGAAGGUCAUCCCCAAGGACUACAAGACCAUGACGGCGCUGGCCAGGGCCAUCUCCAAGAACGUGCUCUUCACCCACCUGGAUGACAACGAGAGAAGCGACAUCUUUGACGCCAUGUUCCCUGUCACACACAUCGCUGGAGAGACCGUGAUUCAGCAAGGGAACGAAGGGGAUAACUUCUACGUCAUCGACCAGGGAGAAGUGGACGUGUACGUGAACGGAGAGUGGGUGACCAGCAUCAGUGAGGGCGGCAGCUUCGGGGAGCUGGCGCUCAUCUACGGCACCCCCAGGGCCGCGACGGUGAAAGCCAAGACUGACCUGAAGCUCUGGGGCAUCGACCGCGACAGCUACAGGCGCAUCCUCAUGGGCAGCACGCUGAGAAAACGCAAGAUGUACGAGGAAUUCCUCAGCAAAGUCUCCAUCCUGGAGUCCCUGGAGAAAUGGGAGCGCCUGACGGUGGCCGACGCCCUGGAGCCCGUGCAGUUUGAGGAUGGAGAGAAGAUCGUGGUCCAGGGGGAGCCCGGGGACGACUUCUUCAUCAUCACGGAGGGCACCGCCUCCGUGCUGCAGCGCCGGUCCCCCAGCGAGGAGUACGUGGAGGUCGGCCGCCUCGGGCCCUCUGACUACUUUGGGGAGAUUGCGCUGCUGCUGAACCGGCCGCGUGCGGCCACAGUGGUGGCCCGUGGUCCCCUCAAGUGCGUGAAGCUGGACCGGCCGCGCUUCGAGCGGGUGCUGGGCCCCUGCUCCGACAUCCUCAAGCGGAACAUCCAGCGCUACAACAGCUUCAUCUCCCUCACCGUCUGA
This is a messenger RNA of Lepus europaeus (European hare), 1143 nucleotides long. RefSeq names its product protein kinase cAMP-dependent type I regulatory subunit beta (gene PRKAR1B). The record is from RefSeq and is a predicted model, not a curated record. Gene Ontology annotation, cellular component: cAMP-dependent protein kinase complex. Gene Ontology annotation, molecular function: cAMP-dependent protein kinase regulator activity. Lineage: Eukaryota; Metazoa; Chordata; Mammalia; Lagomorpha; Leporidae. The coding region runs from base 1 to 1143 and encodes 380 amino acids. Gene Ontology annotation, biological process: regulation of protein phosphorylation. The transcript has 10 exons.